This is a messenger RNA of Acytostelium subglobosum LB1, 2889 nucleotides long. RefSeq lists its product as hypothetical. Gene Ontology annotation, biological process: translational initiation. Lineage: Eukaryota; Evosea; Eumycetozoa; Acytosteliales; Acytosteliaceae. Gene Ontology annotation, molecular function: translation initiation factor activity. The coding region runs from base 1 to 2889 and encodes 962 amino acids. The transcript has 3 exons. The record is from RefSeq and is a predicted model, not a curated record.
AUGCGAUCACUCCUCAUAGUCAUAAUAGCCAACAUAAUUGGCGGCAACAACAACAACAAUAACAACAACAAUAAUAACAGGCCACAGUUCUUAAACAAUAAUGCUCCAAAGAUCUUCAAUAACAAUAAUAAUAAUAUAAAGCAACAACUUCAGCAGACAAUACCAAAGCCUCCAUUGUUUGGAAACAAUCCAAAUCCUGCUGCUACUAGUGGAGCUGGAGUUGGUGUUGGUGGAGGAGUUGGAGGUGCCAGCAAUGUCCCACCCAAGCCAAGAAUAUCAUUCUUACAAGAUCCCAAAGCAACUCCAUUCUCAAAGAUCUCAACAUCAAACAACAACAACAACAACAGCAACAUCUUUAUCAACAGAGGCAACAACAAUGGACCAUCAACAACAUCACCAUCACCAUCAUCUCCACCACCAUCAUCGUCAUCUAGCUUCGCAGGUGUCAUUAGUAACAUGAACAAACCAGGACCAGGCUCAGGCACAGGACCAGGCUCACCUCCCCAGGGCGUCAAUACAUCGCCAACUAAUAGCCCGUUCUUCAGGCCGCCACCCCCGCCACAUGGCCAGUCACAGGCGGGCAACCUAUUCAAGAACAUCAACUUUAUAAACACAAACAACAACAAGUCCACAUUCCCUUUCAAUCCCAAGCAGUUCCCAUCGCCACUGCAGAACAAGACGCCACCCGUCCCUGGCAGUGGUACUGGUACUGGCACUGCUGGCCCGCAGCAGACUACAACACAGACUACACAGACGACACAUAUGGCACAGACACAUUCAAGCAUACCCAUUGGCAAACAGCCUGAACAGACAUUCCUCAAGCAUUUGAGGAGGUUGAAUGUUGAAGCCAAUAACUUUGUCAACAGCCAGAAUAUGUUGCACGACACUCUAAAGAACAACAACAAUAACAACGGCGGCAACAACUACAACAACAACAACAACAUCAACACUGGUCCAAAGAUACAGAAUAUCAUUCAAACACAUACACAGAGGAACCAAGGUGGCGGCGGCAACAUAUCAUUCAACAACAAUCAAUAUCAACCUGGCAAGCAACAACAACAACACCAGCAUCAAGGAAGACAACCCCAGCACCAGCACCACCAUCAGCAGCAGACUGGAAACAAAUAUCAGACGAAGAAUAGGGGCCAGGACGAGGUGAUCAUUGAUGAUCCGGACGAGGCCGAGGAUGAUGAUGCGGUGAUCGACCCCGACGUCGAGGACGCGUCGGGCGACAAGAUUCCGACAAAGGAUGUCGAGGAGCUCAGGAAGGAGUAUAUGAGACGCCAGACGAGCAGCAACGCCGCCAAGAAGGCCGCCAAGAAGAAGGAGGAGGAGGAGCGCGAGGAGGUCGAGGAAGAUGCCGGCGACGACGAGUGGAAGGAGCGUGGCAGCAAGAAGGAGAGGAUGAGAGCCAAGCGUCCUAAGAGGGAGAGCGGUGGAUACAAGGCCAUCAUGAAGGAGAAGAGACGCGAGGGCGAGGACGACGAGCCAGAGGUAGCCGUCAAGCGAAAGACCGUUGGUGGUCUGGACGAGGACCUGGAACUCGACCCCGACCUGGCACACAUCGACGAUCAUCUGGAUCUGGACAAGGAGGACUUGGAUGAGGACUUGGAGCUGGACCUGACCACCUAUGAGGCAGAGUUGGAAAUGGCCGAGGAGGAGGCGCAGGCUGAGGAGGCGGCGGCCGAGGCGGCCAAGGACACGGGCCCCAAGCUCAAGGUGUUUGGAAAGUAUCGCAAUCCCGAGAGAGAGCUCAAGAUCCGUGUGGUGCGGGCGUGUCGCCAGCUCAACAUGAAGACGCUGAGGUACAACAACGACCUGACACACAUGAACAAUCUCAAGGUGAUUGGCGCGGAGAACAAGUUGAUCGAGACCAACAUGUCUGGUAUGAACGCACUGCGCUUGGCCCAGAACCAAAGUCUGGACCUCCUCCUGGUCAGCGCGCCCAAGGACAACCAACAAGGCAUCGUCAAGAUCCUGGAUCUGUCCAAGUACAUCCGAACCUUUGAGGACAAGGUCAAGAUCAAGAGCAAGGAGAAGAGCAAGGAGAAGAUCAUAUAUAUAUCCCCAACGAUCCAACCUGCAGACCUCAAGAUGAAGAGGAAGAGACUGAGCGAGUUCUUGAAACAUGGCCUCAGGGUGCAGGUGUCCUUGGUGUUCCCUUCGGAUAUGUUUGAUAAGGAGGUGGGCCAGUUGUUGAUGAAGAAGAUGACGGUGCGCGCUGGAAAGAUCAUCAGCGAGGUCACUGAAGCCAGAUCGAUCACUGUCAAGAUGGUUCCAUUGUCCAAAGAGGAGAAGGCGAAACUCAAGUCUGAGCUGGGUCUUGAUGAUGAUAAUAUGGAUAUCGACGAAGAGGACAUGGAGAACAAUGACGAAGACGACAAUGCUGCCGAAGAGAAUGAGGAGGAACAGGACGAGGAUGAGGACGACGACGACCAAGAAGACGAGGAUGAAGACCAGGACGAGGACGAAGAUGAGGAUGGAGAGGAUGAAGAUGAUGCACAGGAUCAAGACGAGAACGACCUCAUGUUGAAUGGCGAGUCCAAUGCACCAUCAAGUACACUGCCCAUCAACAACAGUGCAACAGGAUCAUCAAAGAAGACAAAGUCAACGACCACGACGACUGCUACAACAACAGCCGAAUCAGAACAAGAAAAGAGAAAGAAGCUGGUUAUGAAGGAGUUGGGAUUGAGAUCCGCCAAGGACAUGCGAAUGGUCGAGGAUCUGCUGCGUGCAGAGGCCGCCAAACAAGAGAAGAAGAGACUGAAGGAGGAGAAACUACAACAACAGCUAAAGGAACAAGAGCUCAACGAUGAGGUAGCCUUUGACGAGGAGGACGAUGGCAGCUUCAAGAAGAAGAAGUCAAAGAAGAUGAAAGGACAGCGAUAA